AGCAGAGCGAUAGUGGACCAUUCAGAAUGGUGCCUGCACCCCACCCUAUUUCAGGAGCUGACAGAUCACAUUGGCAUUCCAGUCCUAGACCUAUUUGCUUCACCAUGCAACACAUAACUGCCAAGGUUCUUCAGCAGAUUUGCAUCACCGGGGGUGAAAGGGGUUGAUGUUCGCUGCAGUCCAUGGCCCUGGGGGCUCCUAUACACCUUUCCUCCCCUCCCGCUAAUUCCAGCAAUAAUCAGGAGGGUGUUGACGGAAAGGGCAGAGAUAUUACUAUUGGCUCCCCCAUUGGCCCAGAAGACCAUUGUUUGCCGACCUGCUCAACCUGUCAAUGGCCCGACUCUGGAGGAUACCUCAGGACAGAAUCUCCCUCAACCAGGUGGCCCUGAUCCAUCCAGAUCCACAGUGUCUCCAACGAACCAUCUGGCGCUUGAGCAGAGGGUCCUGAAUCAGGACAAUCUUUCCUCCAGGAUCAUCCAAACCAUAUGGGCCUCUAGGAGGCCAUCCACCUACAGGAUAUAUGAUGCUACCUGGAAGGCCUUUUGCACCUGGUGCUCCAGGAUGAACACUGAUCCUUCUUCGGUGUCACUGGCUCAAGUCCUGGGGUUCCUCCAGGAAGGAUUAGACAGAGGGUUGUCACCUAAUACCAUCCCCAGACAGGUCGCAGCACUGUCUUCGAUCUGGUCAUGUGGGAAUCUGGAAUCUUUCACUAAACAUCCUACCGUGUGCAGGUUCCUCAGGGUCGCUACAAACUUGAGGCCUCCUGUAGUUCACAGGUACCCCACCUGGGACCUGACGAAGGUUUUGCAUGCCCUCACUGAGGGACCCUUCGAGCCGUUAAGAUCGCCUAGCCUGCACUUCCUUGUGGCCUUCCUUGUGGCCACCAUGUCAGCCAGACAGAUCUCAGAACUAGCGGCUUUUUCUGUGAGGAAAGACCUAUGUAUAUUCCACUCUGAUUGGAUGGUCCUGCUGUUGGACCCCUCUUAUGUUCCCAAGGUGAAUUCCUGGUUCCAUAGGGCUCAGGAACUGAUCCUGCCUGACUUCUGCCCAGGGCCAAAACGUGCCCUGGAGAAGAGAUGGCACACCUUGCACAUUAGGAGGGAUUUCCGCAUUUAUAUUAAGAGGACUUCCCCCCUAAGGUGGACAGAGUCCCUAUUUGUUUCCUUCCAGCACUCUACACUGGGCAACAAGGUCGCUCCAUCGACCAUGGGACGGUGGAUUUGGGCAUGCAUUGCCAAGUCCUAUGAGAUUCAGACUUCCAGUGCCUCAGAAUGUGACGGCCCAUUCCACCAGAAGUGCAGCCACGACAGCGGCGUGGGUGACACAGGUCUCUAUAGAGCAGUGACAUGGUCCUCUCAAUCCCCCUUCAUCAGAAUUACCAGUUGGAUGCCUUUGCAUCGGCUGAAGUGGCCUUUGGCAGGCCAGUCCUCCAGAGGGUUCACAUUGAUGGCGGGGGCGGGACUGGGGACCAGACUGCUUUUCAUAGAGCAGGCCAGCUUUGGUAAGUCCCAUUCCUGGAUUCUCUCUCCCGAGCACAGUGGAGAAGAGGCAUUGGUCCUACCUGAUAUGCUUCUUCUCAUGGAGCUGGGAGAGAGAAUCCAGCCCCACCCUGACAAACAGCUGGUUCACAGUCUGGGAGGGGCUCAUGUUUUCACAGGUCACAAGCCUUAUCAUCGCUACGCCUUUGCCGAACUGGGAGGCAACCAGACAAGGGAGGCGUCACCAAAAAGAUGCCAGACUUAGUCUCCAGGCAGAAGAGAAGAACAACAUCCAUUCCUGGAUUCUGUCUCCCAGUGCCAUGAAAAGGAGCAUAUCAGGACCAAUGCCUGUUCCUGAAUUCUUGCAAAACAAGAAGCUGUCCACAAUCAGGGUUUCAUCGCUGGUUGUGAUUAGAACGUAUGGGAUGAAAUCAUCUUUCUGAUUCUAUGAUCUCAAGCCCUAAACGUCUUUUUAGAUUAAGGCCAACAGCUUGAAUUGGAAGUUGAAAUGAAGUCAGACUAUAUAAAAUUGAUAUUUUAUAUAUUUGCAGUGCCCAGUUUUAAUCAGUAUUUUGGGUUACUAAACUAAAGUUUCUGGACUACCUUCAAGAAUAGCACUAUGCAUGAUGCAUUGCUACUAUAAUAACUCAGUAAGAAAUAAUUUUUUCCAUAGUUUCUUUUCCUUAGCCUUUCCUUUUUUCAUGUUUAGCUCAUUUUAAUUAUUGUACUAUAUCCAGUUUCUGACAAACAAGUCAGUCCUAGAGGAGAUCAACCUUGACUGGUCUUUAGAAGGCCAGAUCCUGAAGAUGAAACUGAAAUACUUUGGCCACCUAAUGAGAAGGAAGGACUCACUGGAGAAG
Ahaetulla prasina is the source of this 2338-nucleotide messenger RNA. RefSeq lists its product as uncharacterized. The coding region runs from base 562 to 1743 and encodes 393 amino acids. Lineage: Eukaryota; Metazoa; Chordata; Lepidosauria; Squamata; Colubridae. The record is from RefSeq and is a predicted model, not a curated record. The transcript has a single exon.